This is a messenger RNA of Dipodomys ordii (Ord's kangaroo rat), 3170 nucleotides long. It is a transcript of the gene Gga2, whose product is annotated as golgi-associated, gamma adaptin ear containing, ARF binding protein 2. The coding region runs from base 171 to 1727 and encodes 518 amino acids. Gene Ontology annotation, biological process: intracellular protein transport; vesicle-mediated transport. The transcript has 16 exons. The record is from RefSeq and is a predicted model, not a curated record. Lineage: Eukaryota; Metazoa; Chordata; Mammalia; Rodentia; Heteromyidae. Gene Ontology annotation, cellular component: trans-Golgi network. Gene Ontology annotation, molecular function: phosphatidylinositol binding; small GTPase binding; ubiquitin binding.
CCACAGACCCAAGUGCCUUGGAACAGGAUUGGUCAGCUAUCCAGAAUUUCUGUGAGCAAGUGAACAUCGACCCCAAUGGGCCAACCCAUGCACCCUGGCUGCUGGCCCACAAGAUCCAGUCUCCACAAGAGAAGGAAGCUCUGUAUGCCUUGACGGUGCUGGAGACGUGCAUGAACCACUGCGGGGAGAAGUUCCACAGUGAGGUGGCCAAGUUCCGCUUCCUGAAUGAGCUGAUCAAAGUGUUGUCCCCAAAGUACCUGGGCGCCUGGGCCACCGAGAAAGUGAAAGCUCGCGUCAUCGAGAUCCUCUUCAGUUGGACUGUCUGGUUCCCUGAGGACAUCAAGAUCCGAGAUGCCUAUCAGAUGCUGAAGAAGCAAGGAAUCAUAAAGCAAGACCCUAAACUGCCUAUGGAUAAUAUCUUGCCUCCACCUUCCCCCUGGCCCAAGAGCUCCAUCUUUGAUGCUGAUGAAGAGAAGUCCAAGCUGCUGACAAGACUUCUCAAGAGCAGCCACCCUGAGGACCUCCAGGCUGCGAACCGGCUUAUUAAGCAUCUGGUCAAGGAGGAGCAAGAAAAAUCAGAGAAAGUGUCCAAGAGGGUGAGUGCGGUGGAGGAGGUCCGAAGCCAUGUGAAAGUGCUGCGGGAGAUGCUGAGCACGUACCGCAGGCCGGGCCAGGCCCCACCAGACCAGGAAGCCCUGCAGGUCGUGUAUGAAAGAUGUGAGAAGCUGCGGCCCACCCUAUUCCGGCUGGCCAGUGACACCACAGAUGACGACGAUGCGCUCGCGGAGAUUCUCCAGGCCAACGACCUCCUCACCCAGGGAGUUCUGCUGUACAAACAGGUGAUGGAGGGCCGAGUCACCUUUGGGAACACAGUGACUAGCUCAGUGGGAGACAUUCCUGUCUCUAGAGUGUUUCAGAAUCCCACAGGCUGUAGCAAGAACUGCCCCCUGAUCGACCUGGACAUGCACAGUGCAUCUGGGCAGGCUGGGCCUGUGACGCCAUCUCUGCUUCAUCAGGACCUGGCAGCCUUAGGGAUCAGUGAUGCUCCUGUUCUGAGUAAGGUUGCUGGUCAGAGUUGCUGCAAGGAAAAGAAUCCCCAAGAAGGCGGCAUGCAGAGCCCUUCUGGAGACAGGAACUUGCUGGAUCUCCUCUCGCCACAGCUGUCUCCAGGGUCCCUGAAUUAUGUGCCACAGAAAAGUAUUCCAAAGGAAGUGCCACCAGGUACCAAGUCCUCCCCAGGCUGGUCGUGGGAGGCUGGCUCCCUGGCGUCUUCCCCAGCAUCACAGAACACACCUCUAGCUCAGGUGUUUGUCCCUUUGGAGUCUGUGAAGCCCAGCAGCCUGCCCCCGGUUAUCGUAUAUGACCGCAAUGGCUUCCGCAUUCUGCUGCACUUCUCCCAGACCGGAGCCCCGGGCCAUCCGGAGGUGCAGGUCUUACUGCUGACUAUGAUGAGCACUGCCACGCAGCCUGUCUGGGACAUCAUGUUUCAGGUGGCUGUGCCCAAGUCCAUGCGGGUAAAGCUGCAGCCGGCCUCCAGCUCCAAGCUGCCUGCAUUCAGCCCUUUGAUGCCUCCAGCCGUGAUCUCCCAGAUGCUGCUGCUCGACAAUCCACAUAAAGAACCCAUCCGGUUACGGUAUAAACUCACCUUCAACCAGGGUGGACAGCCCUUCAGCGAAGUGGGAGAAGUGAGAGACUUUCCAGACCUGGCUGUCUUAGGCGCGGCCUAACUUUCCAGAUGGGCCUUUGACUUCAACUUGGGCCACCGUUCUUUUCACUGUUGGGUCUCAUCCCAGGGCUUUAGUGCAGAGUGCCAACUGUUCUCUCCUGAUGUCAGGCUCUGAAUGCCAGUCUCUGGCCUGUUCUGUAGACACUGUGUGUGUGUCUCUGUGUGCGUGUGCGUGUGUGUGUGCGUGUGUGUGUGUGUGUUUUGUAGGGGCAGCAUGGGAGAUGUGGAAGCAUUUCACAUGACCAUUUGGGCUGACAGCUGUCUUGUCUCCGCAUGUUGGUGGGCACUGCAGUCUCUGCCAAAGCUUUCUUCCUGGAUUGUUACCUUCUCAUCUACCCAAUCUGUGCCUUGUCAGCCGUUGAAAGUCUUGGUUGCUCCCAGGCUGCUGUUCUCAGGGACCUUCUGAGGGACCUGGUUGGUCCUGGGGCAGAGGGGCCUCCAGGCACUCUCUUCCAAGGAAGACCUCGUCUCCAUCAUUUCAGUGUGCCACUUGCAUGUGUUCGGAGUGAUCUAGUUGGAAUACUUGGCCUCUUGAGCUGUCUGCAGGCGGGAGGCUGCUUGCCAGACCAGAAACCACAUUUGGUUGGUCAGUCCUGUCCUUCACCACUGUGCCUUAGUAUUGCCCUUAGAUGGAGCCUCUAGACAGAGGGCAAAGCUGACCCCAGGCCUUGCUCAGGCCUCUGGGCCCUGACUCAGGACCCCCAUGUCCAUCUUCACCCUCUUCUUUCACCAGCUCCCUUUGAGCUCUUUAAUGUGAACCCCAUUUAGUCAUCGGAGACUCCAGCUGGCAGGUCAGCCCUGGCUUGGUGACCUCUCAAUCCCAGAUGGAGAGUUGAGGUAUGCAGGUGACCAGAAGAGAUUAGCAAUGAUGUAGGUGGUCACUGAACCAGAAUGUCAUUGAAUAAAUACCACGUAGCAAACUGGCCUCUUGGUGUCAAGUGGAUGUGGUGCCAAGGCACUGAGAGGUGACAGGCCACAGCUGUCUUCUGGUGAGCAGUGAUGAAAACUUGGAACUAUCUCAGCCAGAGCAGAGCACUGAAGAGCCCUCUGAAGGAGCCCUGAAGAAAGCUGGAGAGGAGAGCUUUAGAAUCUGAAGGGCAGACUCAGGCGUACCAAUCUGAUUAUGCUCACACAUACCUACUGUGUGCUGUGAACAUGAUGUUCAUGUUUAACAAGUCCACUUAGUGCAUCAGUGGGAGGAGGACGCUGAGUUGGGGAGGGGGGAUGAGGAGUGGGGGAGGCUGGACAGGAUUCUACCUCAAACUGCAAGGCUGUUUUGGAGUUCUUAUUGAUGAGAUCCAAUACUUUCAUUCUGAUCAUUUACCUCUAUAUACAGCUGGAAAUCUCACAGUCAUGGGUGGGGGUGGGGGCUGUAAAGAUAAUCAAGGCAUGCUGAUUUUGAAGCCAGUGUGAAACGUUAUAAAGCAGAUAAUGAUUCGUGUAA